CCACGGGGUGGGGGCUCCUCGGAAAAAGCGGGAGGCGAACGAGCGAGCCAGCCCGAACAGCGACACAGGCAGCUGAAUGAAUCCCGCGUUCGAAUUCAUCAUCAAUUCGGCAUUGCUUCCCCUGCUCCCCCAGCCUACCAACCAACUCGCACGGAGAGCUUUGACCUCCGCUCCGAGAGCUCAGCCAGCAGCUCGCCUCCUCCUCCACGCCACGCGGCUGUAUUUAUAGCGCUCCUCCUCCGCCUGACCGCCUCCAGCUAGGGAGGAGAGGGCGAGAGGGGAAGAGGACAAGCAGGUCAAUGUGCGAGCAUACCGACAGCGCCGGAGGAGGAAGAAGGAGGAGCUGAGCGAUAGGAUACAGACAACAAGGAGGACGACGACGACACCUCCUCCUCGUGCUACCAAGGAAUAAUCCGAGGUCGGUCCAUGGCUUCUAGCUGCGGCAGCAAGGAUCCCAGGGUCCCAAUCAUUGCCUCCCUUGUCCCCUUCCUGCUGCUGUUCAUCGUCUCGUGCGCCGCCGCCUUGGCCUCCGCGAAGAAGGACGGCGGCAAGGGCGCGCGGGCGCAGGCGCUGUUCUGUGCCGGGGAUGAGCGAGCAGCGUACAGGAGGAUCAUGUCCCGGAUGGCCAGGAUGGAGAAGGAUUCGAACAAGACAAUCCAGAGCCCCGACGGUGACAUCAUCCACUGCGUGCCGUCGCACCGGCAGCCGGCGUUCGACCACCCCAAGCUCAGAGGCCAGAAGCCCGAGGAUGAGCCCCUGGCGAGGCCCAUGCUCAAGGGCGGCGCUGCUGCCGAGGAGGAGGAGGCCGUGCUCUUCCCGCAGGCGUGGAGCGACGGCGGCGAGCGGUGCCCCGAGGGGACGGUGCCGAUACGGCGGACGACGGCGCAGGACGUGCUGCGGGCCAGCUCCGCCCUCCGGUUCGGGAUGAAGCCCCGCGCCAGCAACGCCCGCCGCGACUCCACCAGCAGCGGCCAUGAGCACGCGGUGGGGUACGUGACGGGGGACCAGUUCUACGGCGCCAAGGCGAGCCUGAACGUGUGGUCGGCCAGGGUGGCGUCGGCGGCGGAGUUCAGCCUCUCCCAGAUCUGGGUCAUCUCCGGCUCCUUCGGCAACGACCUCAACACCAUCGAGGCCGGAUGGCAGGUCAGCCCUGAGCUGUAUGGAGAUAGCAACCCAAGGUUCUUCACGUACUGGACGACCGACGCAUACCAGGAGACUGGGUGCUACAACCUGCACUGCUCCGGCUUCGUCCAGACCAACAACCGGAUCGCCAUCGGAGCUGCCAUCUCGCCGACCUCCGUCUACAACGGCCGCCAGUUCGACAUCAGCCUGCUCAUAUGGAAGGACCCACACCGCGGCAACUGGUGGCUGCAGCUGGGGUCGGGCCCGCUGGUGGGGUACUGGCCGUCGUUCCUGUUCACGCACCUGGGCGCGCACGCCAACAUGGUGCAGUUCGGCGGCGAGGUGGUGAACUCGCGCCCGUCGGGGUCGCACACGCCCACCCAGAUGGGGAGCGGCCACUUCCCGCGGGAGGGGUUCAACCGCGCCGCCUACUUCCGCAACGUCCAGGUGGUGGACGGCGACAACAGCCUCGUCCCCGCCGCCGCGCUCCGGCUCGUCGCCGACCACCCGGGCUGCUACGACAUCCGCGGCGGCUACAACCGCGCCUGGGGGAACUACUUCUACUACGGCGGGCCCGGCAGGAACGUCCACUGCCCGUAGUACCCUAAACCAUGGCGCAGAAAUUAAAGCAGAUACUACAUAGAAGAUACAGAGGACGAAGAAGUGGUCGCCGGCCGUGGAUGCCGCCGGAGUUCGACCACCGCCGGUCAACCAGAUACUGGUUGUAGCAUCGGUGCUAGCUAGCAAGUUGAUUAAUUACCACUGAUAAUUUUGAGCCCAGCUACGUGCGGGCGAGUAGUAGGGCCAAAAAGGUUUCUAGUGUUGACGAAUGCGAGGCUUCGUUGGUUUCAUCUGAUUUUUUUUUUCUUGAGUGAUGUAUACAUGAAGGAAUCCAUAAAGAGUGUUUUGAUCUCCUAAUCUGCAUCACAUGUAUAGCACGACCCAUAUGCCCAUUUACACUGUUUUUCUGUCGUGUGCCCUAAUU
Messenger RNA from Panicum hallii, 2107 nucleotides. RefSeq lists its product as uncharacterized. The record is from RefSeq and is a predicted model, not a curated record. The transcript has 7 exons. The coding region runs from base 427 to 1722 and encodes 431 amino acids. Lineage: Eukaryota; Viridiplantae; Streptophyta; Magnoliopsida; Poales; Poaceae.